This is a messenger RNA of Pundamilia nyererei, 3078 nucleotides long. It is a transcript of the gene senp7b, whose product is annotated as SUMO specific peptidase 7b. The transcript has 23 exons. Lineage: Eukaryota; Metazoa; Chordata; Actinopteri; Cichliformes; Cichlidae. Gene Ontology annotation, molecular function: SUMO-specific endopeptidase activity. The record is from RefSeq and is a predicted model, not a curated record. Gene Ontology annotation, cellular component: cytoplasm; nucleus. Bases 376 to 2946 code for a protein of 856 amino acids. Gene Ontology annotation, biological process: proteolysis; protein desumoylation.
ACCACGUGGCGUAAUCACGCAGAGUGACGUCGCUACGCUGUGGUUGUUGUUAUUUAGCAGUUAUCCUGCUGAGUGUCCAGCCCAAAGAGAAAGAUGUUUUUGAAUUAGUUGGUUAAGCUUAACCGGACGGUGGGACUCCUCCAGCUUCUCCGCCUGCCGCCCCAUGAGGCGUCCGGAUAAUUCAGCGACAUUUAACGGCGUAGAGUCCGCCAGCAGCUAGCUUAGCUCACCGGCUAGCCCCGGCUACUUAGCCGCUUAGCUGGCUCCCCCGGCGGACUUCGGGCAUAAUUUCCGGGAUGUUUUUUGAUUUGAUCUGAACGUUGGUGGUUAGAGUUCCCAGCCCCAGAAGCCCAAUAUGCGGCCAUUCAGAAAUGCAUGAUGGCAUCUUCCUUCAAGAUUCCCAAGAAGAAACAUCCUCAUGGCUCUGACUCCAGUCCCCUAGACAUGCAGUCACCUCUGUCCCGCCUCCAGACCUCCACCCCUCGACUAAAGUUUUACGGGAAUCAGUCUGGCAGAGGUGGAACUGACAGGACGCAUUCUGGGAAUCCUGUGGGCGCUUUGUCAGCCAGACAGAGGACACCGUGUAAGCAGCUCUUAGGAAACUUCAAGACACAGCAGGUACUCAAGAGCCCCAUCGGGGGCGGAGCUUCAGACGCCAAUCAAAGAGCAGCAGGCAGCUGGAGCUGCCAAUCACAAGCAGGACAGAGAGAAGUGACCUCAAGCUGUUUGUCAAACAGAUGGCGUCCUAAGAGAGCAUCUGACCGGCUGCUGCAGCCUGAGGUGGCUUUAGAGCACCUGUCUCCACCUCAGAAGAAGAAAGAGCUGUCAGCUUUGGUCAAUAAAAGGAUCUCAGUGGACUCUGUGGACUCUCUGGCUGAGUUCAGAGGUGACGAGCAUCUUGGGAGUUUGAGUUCUUCUACACUGGGAGACAAAAGGUGGAGGAGAGUUGAGUCUAAUGGAGACACUUCUGAGAAGAGCGACACAGGAACUCCUCCCAAAUCUCCUUUGAAACAACAGACAAAGAACUCUUCUAUCUCCAGAUUGAAUCAAACUUCACCCUCAGGCCCACAAAGGCCUGAGGGUCACGAUAAGACCAUCUCCAUGGUCUUAUCGUCGUCGACGACGCCAGUAAGGAGGGUGCGACUUGCCUUCACCAGCAACCUGAAGGUCAACGACAGGGAGAAGGAGAGAGAGAGGUGGAGGCAGUUCAAAGAGAAGACUAAGAACAACAGGUCAGCUGUCCUCCACCGUCGACUGAGGACACCCAAACCGAAGCUGAGCCAACCAACUGAGCCGAUCGUGCUGUCCAGUGAGGAGGAGGAGGACUGUGAGGGAAAUGGAGACGAAGCAAAGAGGACGUCACAUAGCAGCAACCAGGUCGAUGAAUCUCGUCAGGGAAACUCUGAGAAGGUGCAGGCUCCCAAACCAGUUCCUGUGACGCCACCGUCCUUCCUGCAGCUGGAGUUCGCCUCUCUUCACGCCGGCCUCACGGCUGCAGAUGCUAAUGGGCCGAUUAUGAUCACUGAAAGCGGGAUCAUGAUCCCCAUGAAAGGGGUGGAUGAGUGUCAGGUCAGCGUGGUGGCGUCUCAGGUUCGGGGUUAUGGCCUAUGGGACGGGGGCGUGGCCCGUGGUGGAACUCUGCUGGCUGGUUGGGAAGGCCCCGCCCCCUCGCUGCUCUUCCUGUGGGUGACGGAUGCUCAGGCCAACCUGCUGCAGAAGGAGCUGUCCUCCAUCCAGACCUCCUCUUCCUCCUCGUCUUGCUGCUCGGGUCCUCCAUGCUGCUUCAUCCUCCUGCUAUUGAAGGAGCAGCUGCAGGAGCUCCAGGCCGCCCUGCUGGCCUCCAUCCUCGACAUGGAGGAGUACAAAGUCGCCACCCCCUCCUCCUCUGAAGGCCCGGCCUCCCCUCUGGACUGGGCCAACGGGCUGCUGCUCCUCCACAGCUGUCCUCCUCCUGUGGACCAGCACCUCCUCAGACUGCUGGGACAUUCGACGAGGUCGAAUCAACUGAGCAGAGGUCAGAGAAACAAGUCCAGCCUAAACUCUGCUGGUCUUCCCACCAGGCUGAUCCAGUACCCCGUGGCCCCCUGCAAAGGCCGCAUCACCGUGACCAAGGAGGACCUGGCCUGUCUGGAUGCUGGCGAGUUCCUCAAUGAUGUCAUCAUUGACUUCUACCUCAAGUAUCUCCUCCUGGAGGGCGUUGGCGGCUCGGUGGCUGAGAGGAGUCACAUCUUCAGCAGCUUCUUUUACAAGCAGCUGAGCAGACGGCGAGCGGCCGGCGAGGGCACCGCCCCCUAUGUCCCUGACCGUCACACGCGGCACCAGCGGGUGAAGACGUGGACUCGCCACGUGGACAUUUUCACCAAAGACUUCCUGUUCGUGCCUGUCAAUCAAGAAGCUCACUGGUACCUGGUGGUGGUGUGUUUCCCAGGUCUGGAGGAGGCUCGGUACGAGGAGUUUCAGAGGCGAGCAGGGAAAUCCGGAGCUGUGGGAAAGCCAAACUCUAGUCUCGUGUCGCAGCAGACACCAGAGUCCAGUGAGCAGGGCUGGAAGAAGGACAGAGUCUUAAAGAGGCCGUGCCUCCUGGUCAUGGACUCACUGAAACUGUCGUACCACGACAACGUCUGCAGACUCAUCAGAGACUACCUGCAGGUGGAGUGGGAGGUCCGCAGGAAGUCGCCUCGUCUGUUCACGUCCGACACCAUGAAGAGCUUCAAUUGCAGAGUCCCUCAGCAGGACAACAGCAGCGACUGUGGACUCUAUUUGCUGCAGUAUGUCGAGAGCUUUCUACAGAACCCUGUGGUGCACUUUGACAUCCCGCUGCGGUUGGAGAGCUGGUUUCCGCGGCAGCGAGCGCGACAGAAGCGAGAUGAGAUCCGGAGUCUAAUCAUGAGUUUGCACCAGAGUCAGCUGAAGGAGGAGGAGCCAAAACCGUCACCGAGCCGCUAACUCGUCACCGCCGCUGCUGCUGCUUCAUUGACUGCUUCCUGUUUCACUCAGUCAAACUAUAUGUCUGUGAAUGUACAUAAAUUUAUACUGACACUUCCUGGUUUUUAAAUAAAAGUAUUUAUUUAAAUUUUA